AUGAAAGCACAUACGAUGUUACACUCGAAGAUGUUGCAUUUACUGGCAUAUGUACAAAGCUGUAAGUUGGGCACGCAAUCCUGUCGUUACCGUCGUCUGUGGUCGUACGUGAGGUCUUAAGAGUACAAUUACAUAAAGUAAAUGUGUCUGAUGUAUGUGUGGCCGAAUGGCCAAUAUAUUUCGUGUUACAUUUAUAUCUUCGGGGUUUCCAACUUGAGGGUGGGUCAUUUUUAAUUAAAAAAAAGAGGGAGGGGCGGGGUGUUUGGGGUGGGAACGGGGUAUAUGGUUUUAAAGUGCAAAGAGAAGUUUUAAUUAAAAAAAUUUUAUAGUUUUAAAAAUUUAAAAUUUUUAGACGGUUGAAGGCUUGUACGGUACGUUAUGGGGGGUUUACUGUAUAAAAUAAAUAUUAUAAUAGGUUGUUCACAUAAUUCUGGGCCCUUUUUUAAAGCAAAUUUUUGGGGUAAGGGGGCACAAAAUUAUUUGAACAAACUAAUAGGACAGUUAUUAAUUCGUAAAUUGUUCUAUUGGUACUGUUAUUACUUGAAAUUUGGUCUUAAUGGUACUCUUAUCACUUCACCUUUGGUUCUGUUGGUACUGUUAUAGUACUCAAAUUUUUGAUUGGUACUAUGUUCAAAUUCGAUUUUAAUAGUACUAUUAAGUUGUACAAUUAAUUCUGAGCUUCAUUUCUAACUAAAUUCAAGGGGUCAGGCACGGCACCCUGAACCAAUAGAAAUGAUCAGGGGCACAGAAUUAUAUGAAUAAACUAAUAUAUUUUUUUAAUUUUUGUUUUUUUCUAAAUCUGUAAACAAAAUUUUUGCGUAUUUGUUUCAUCGUUUCAGGAGUACAGAAUUAUUUGAACAACCUAAUAAUAAUAAAUAAAAAAUUUUAAAAAUACAAAUUUUGUAACAGAACUUUUGGCGCACCCUGUAUUAUAUGACAUUAUAUUUUUUAUCAUUUUUUGAAUCCGCUAAUAGUAAUGUAAGCUUAUUUUCAGCCGACUUCUACCCAGAAUCUCCAAACAUUGACAUUGACGUGGUAUCGUGCACACCAGCGCCAGACAUGAGUACGGGUACGGACUCGCCUACGCCAAGUUCAUCCUCGAAUGGGUCGAAUGAGAAGCGAUACUUUUGUCAACGAUGCUUGAAUCAUCGGUUGGAGUUUCCACGGAAAGGACAUAAACCUUACUGCCGGUAAGUUAAUAUCUCGUUUUUGCUAUAGGUUUUAGUAUAUAUAUAAGAAAUUGUUGUUAUGUAUAAGUAUAGUUGAAGAUAUAGGUAUAGGGGUUUUGGUGGCAUAGGCAUACAUAUCAUAUACGUAGUAAAUCGUAUGACCAAAUUGUAACAAUUAUGUGUUGGCUACAUGAAUACAUGACUGUUUCCGGAUUAGGCAGUAUUACAACCUUAAUUAUGUUGUAAUGACUCUUUAAUCGCUUUCAACAUGGAUUAGGUUUACAUUCUAGAAGAUAUAUAUACAUGUGUGGUAUCUUGAUCAGGAAGUUAAUUUACAAUUCCAGUUUACUACGUAACAUGUUUGCUAAUAUUUUUCGUUACUUUACUGUGUAGUUUGUGUAAUGUGUGCGGUAUAGGUAUAGAUAUAGGGAGAGAUAUACGUAUAGGUAUAGGUAGAGGUAAUAUUUUACGGUAUGUUCGCCAAAAUACUACGAAUUAUGUACUAUCAAGCUAUGUAGCUGUAAUAGGUUGUUUAAAUAAUUCUGAGCUUUUUCUAAAGGCUACUUUUUGAAGCUAGGGGCCCAAAAUUAUCUGAAAAAACUAAUGGUAACAUGUUUAUCUUUUACAAUGAUUACUAAUGUAAAAAUACAUCUACAUAACAUUAUAUAUUAUGAAUAGACAUACGUGUUUACAACAUAUUCACGUUUACGUUUACAAACAAAAAAUAUUUUACCAAUAUUACAAUGUGACAGUGAAGAUAAGUCUACGAUUGAUAUAAUCAUCUUACACUUAUAUCAGUUUGUACCAUAUGGUAUCGUAUUCAAGUUGGCAUCCGCGAUCAGAUUACAAGUGUAAUGUAAAAGCUCUUACACUAAUCCGAAUGGACUAUUACUUUAAUUGAUUUGGACAUACGAAGGGUGGGGUGGUCAAGGGAGUAGAACCAAACAUAUAUACAUAGCAUUAAAUACUCAUAGUAUAUACAUAUAUAACAGUACAUACUCUCUACCUACCUAUUUAAAUAUACCUCUUUACCUUUGCAGGUAUGCCAACUGUGAAUGCGAUGACUGUAUUAUGGUAGAAAAGCGACGUCAACUGAAUAAUCAACUCAGUAAACGGAAGUUGGACCCAAAUACACCACGACCUGAGCCUGGGCAGAAGAAGAUACGAGACCCGAAGUGUGCACGAUGCUCAGCUCACGGCAAAGACCAAGCCCUCAGGGGACAUAAACGAUCGCUAUGUCCGUUCUCCGAUUGUAACUGCAACCUGGUAAGGAAUACUGUAAUUUUUUUAAGUUAUUGUAUUAUUCUAUAGUAUACUUUCUUAUGGGAAAGUAUACUGUAGAAUAAUUCUUAUAGGAAUACUGUAGAAUUACACAGUACUUACAAUUCUUUAUAUAGUUUACUGUAAUUUAUAAGAUUAAAAUUUUGAAUUCUAAAAACUACCGUACCUUCAUAUUACCGUACUCUUUCUAGUGCAUACUCGUGGAGAAUCGUCGUUCUCUAAUGGCACGUCAGAUCAAGCUUCGCCGUGACCAACAAAAAGCUCGGCGUGCUCAACAAGCUCUGGACGAGACGGAAGACGAGAUCAGAAGAAGUAUCGAUCUGAACCUGAGUCCCGCGGCUUCAGAACCAUCGACCAAGAAGAAGCCUUUCGACUUGGAUAAUCUCUUGAAAAUGCAUAUGAAUGUAGACGAAAACAAGAUGCCUGAGGAAAAGGUGAACGAAACCUUACCGGCUGUCACUAUGGCUAACAACUUUCGGCCGGAGUAAGUUUUGCAAUGUUAUAGUAAAGGUUAAUGUGGCUAGGGUGAUAAAUAUAGGUGUAGCUAAGGUAAUAGAUAUAGGUAAAGGUAUAGUAGAGAAAAGUUGAAAACUUUUCUAGCUUUUUUUAAUUUUAAAAUUUUUUAGUUAAAAAUCCUACAAAAACCUUAAAUAGGUAGCUUUGCAUGUUUUCUUAUAUAUAUUUACAUAGUAAAUUACUCUACAGUAAGAUGUUUUUUGGAAGUUGAACCCUUCGAAGAUUAAAGUAUCAGCAGAGUCUAAGCUAUUUCCUACUUAGCAUUACAUGCCUUAUUAACUCUAUCGAGAUUUGCACUAUUACUUAAUUAACCAUCUUAUGUUAGUUGUACCGGAAAACAUUUAUUUUGCACCGUGCAACAAUUUUGAAAAGUUGUCGUUUUUACUGCAAUUUUAGCCUUAUCUUAACAGUUUUUAGCCUACAAUACUACUUUAUACUUUUGCCCACAAUAAUAUAUUAAUCUUGUACUGUUUCAGCAUCCCCCUCCAGUUCAUGCCCCUCCCAAUGCUAGAGCAAUACAAUAAACUGAACCAAAGCCCAUCGCCGCCACAACUACUGCCAUUUCCAGCCACAUCCUCUCCGCUAGUAUCUUCUCCAUCUACCCUGUUCAGCCCGCCUAUCAUGAUGAAAGAGGCACCAAGUGUACUAUCGAUAAAGGAUGACACUAUCAUGGCCAAUCCUUCUUUUGUCUUCAAUACUAGUCCAAUGACAUCGCCGAUCAUGCCCAACCCGUCUUUGGCCAAUCCUUUGUCCAAAAUGUUGUUUGACAGCCGGAUGGUACCAAUGAUACCGCAUAGUACUGUUAGUAGUACUGUUGGUGGUACUGAAUGGAUGCGGCCGAACAGUUGGGCCAAAGAGACGCCGGAGCUGAAUACGACUGGGCUGCCUGAUGUGGUACCCAUCUCUACUGCACUACUACAACAAUUGUUCUCGUUAGCCGCCAAAAAUCUUUAA
This is a messenger RNA of Bursaphelenchus okinawaensis, 3920 nucleotides long. The record is from the annotation of a GenBank genome assembly. NCBI's taxonomy places the organism in Eukaryota, Metazoa, Nematoda, Chromadorea, Rhabditida, Aphelenchoididae.